Molecule: messenger RNA, 3366 nt
Organism: Brassica rapa (field mustard)
Lineage: Eukaryota; Viridiplantae; Streptophyta; Magnoliopsida; Brassicales; Brassicaceae
Product: putative F-box protein At1g53360
Molecular function (GO): protein binding
Source: RefSeq, a predicted model, not a curated record
UUCUGUUUUGAACUUUUGAGGAUGUUCUAAUAACUGCCAUGAAAAAUAUAAAUUUAUGGUACACAUUGAUAGUUGAGGAAGAAUAAGAAAAAGAAUGUGGUGUGAAAUUGACUGAUACAAGAAAUAGAAGACGAGGGUUUUAGCAACUUAAAAGUCAAUUCUCCUUAAGAUCAUCAUGCAUCGUCUGAGACAAAAAUCUAGAUCCUGUAUCUAUGAGAGUUUUUCACUUCCCAAAAAAAUAAAACGAAAUUUUCUGACAAAACGAUGAACAAAAAAAAGCUAUAUAUAUGAUCUGCUUCUUCUGCGCUCUUCCUCUCAUUGCGUUUUCGGCUUCUCGAUCUUGACAUAAGGAAGAACUCCAAGAAAGUACUUCACCUUCGGACUCCACCCACGCUGCUGAGCUCGACAGAACAUCAAGAACGUGUUCGCGCAGUAAGAGUUCAACCCCAUAAAACAAUGCCACAGAGCAUGUACCCUGAGGAUUCACCGGCCACCGAGAUACCCUCUCGCAGAAAACACGGUCACAGAACCAGCAAACGCUCCCAACCAGAAUCGUAGCAACGUACCAUUUCGCGAUCCUCUUGGCAGCAGCGUCCUCCGUGUGAAUGUAGUACUUGUACAUCCGAGAAUAUUGAUACAUAAUAUAGGUCAGCUAUCUUUAACUUUAUUUUUUUUUCGUAGACAUACAGCUGAAUCUCAAGCUACAAAUUCUAGUUUAAAACUAGUAAGUCACAACUAAUGAUAAGUAAGACUCUAUAAACUCGGCUGACGUAAAUCUAGAACAUUGGUUUUACUUAAGCUAGUCCAUAAAGAAGAGACGGUAGUUUUUGAUUCUAGCUGCUCGACUUUUUUGUAAUUCUUUGAGAAAAACUCUAAUGGCCCAUUUAUGAUCGUUGCAAAUAAAGUCACCGACUAAAUUGUGGGCCUAGAAGAGCCCAUGUACGCUCUUGUAUAUAAAGUUAAUUAGUCCUACGGUUGAGGAAAUUGAGGAAAGAAGAAAGCUGAAGCCCUAGGGUUUCGUUAGUUAUAAGCGAUCUGAAAUUCAAGCUAUUCCAGUGUUUGUACAAUCCAUCAGCCAUGAAACGUUUGGAGCAGCAGUUAUCAACCACGUCCAGACAUGAAACGCAGUCUUCGAACUCGGUAAGAAAUCACUCAGACCCGCCAUCCGUAGAUGAUCUGCUUAUUAGUAUAUUCUCUCGACUGCCCUUAAAGUCUAUAGCUAGGUUUCGCUGCGUAUCGAAACUCUUGGCAUCCAUCCUUCGCCGUCAUGAUUUCACUGAGCUGUUUUUGACCAAGUCUUUGACUCGUCCACGGCUCCUUUUCACUGUAAAAGCUACUAAUGGCAAGUUGUUGUUCUACUCUUCACCUCAGCCUCACAAUCCAGACCAUAACUCUUGUCUGGUUCCUACCCCUUAUCAUACGUCUUCUUUUCCAGAAUAUCUUCCAAGUGAUAUAUGUAGCACGGUCUGUGGAUUGGUAUUGCUUCAGGGAUGGAAAAGAAAGGUGCGAGUGAUUUGUAAUCCUGCCACGGGAGAGUUCUUAACCUUACCCAAAGUGAAAGUUAAGAGUAACCCCAGAGAGAUUGCCCAAACUGAAACGUAUUUAGGGUAUGAUCCGAUCGGGAAACAGUUCAAAGUGUUGUGUGUCACCUUGUCACGUGAUGAAAGACCCAAGACUCAUCAGGUUUUGACAUUGGAGUCUGGAAAACGUGUAUGGAGAACGGUCGAACACAAGUUCUAUUUUGAGGAUAACUUUACAAUGAGUGGUGACGUAUGCAUAGACGGUGUUUUGUAUUUCGGAGCUGCCGUUGGACGAUCUUCUAUGAUAGUUUGCUUCGACGUUGGGUCUGAAAAGUUCAGCUUUAUUAACACAAAUGAAGACAUGAGAAUACAGUAUCCUUGUUUAGCAGGUUCGUUGACAUUGUUCAACUACAAAGGUAAAUUAGGUAUACGUCAGGAUUUAGAUAAUAUGUUUUGUGAAAAUGAACUUGUGUUGUGGGUUCUACAAGAUGCUGGAAAUCAUAAAUGGUCCAAGCAUAGGAUUGUCACAAUUGCACGAACCAUCAGACCUUUUCUACCUUUCCUUCUACAAUUUGCAGUCGGGAACUUUUAAAAGGGUCUACUUUCAGGGACUAGAAGAGUUUAAGCAACAAUUUACAACUCCUCACACCUUUCUAGACUAUGUUGAGAAUAUAAAGUUUAUGUAAGUGCGUUCAAGGCUUUCAUAUAUAUAUUAAACUUUUGGGUUUCAGCUCUUUUAAUGAUAUUCAUUUUACUGUUUGGAUUCUUUAUAAUAUAUCUAAUCUUUGCUCUAAAGUUUUUUUGACUUCUUAGUUCCUUCGAUGUCACGCUAGGCUAAAUUUCAAUCCAAUCACAAAUAAUGGAUUCAUCAACAAGCUAACGGAUUUGAUAACCAAAAGAAAACCAAAACGAAGUAGAAGAAGAGUCCAGACUCAAAAUCAGACCAGAAACAAAUGAUUAGCUUAAGUAAAUCACUUUUCUUCUUGUCUUCAGAGAUUAUAUAUGUAGGUACAAUAUUCACUUGUGUGCAACUCUGCAUCCGUAAUUUGAUCCAUGAAUCUAUACACAGUAGGUCCUUAGCUGAUCGAGUGCCCCAAAACUAGACUCCAUUGCAUAUUCUAUUUGAAACUAAGUGUCUAUAACUAAGAAAGGAAAAAAAAAAGCAUUGAAGACAAUUCUAACCGCUAGACUCCAUUGCAUAUUCUAUUUCUUACCCAUGUUUUUGACCAUCCUUAUAGCAAUUUUAUCAGAUUAUAAGUCACUUUGUUCCCUUAAUGCUUAUUACAAGAUAUACGAUAUUCUCUUAAUGCUUCUACCUUUUGUAUCUAAUCUGAACAUGUAAUUCAUCAAAGCCCAUCUACCUCCUUCGCAUGACUGAAUAAUAUAUAUGGCAAUCGUAUCAAGACAGUUUAUGACAUGCCAGUAGUAGGUCUUUAUUGUUGGCAUUCUUUGACUUUGUUCAACUACAAAGGUAAAUACAAUAUAAGGAGAAUUCAUGUCGGGAUAGACUUGUAUUGUGGGUUCUAGAAGAUGCUGAAUAUCAUAAAUGGUCCAAGCAUAUCUACGUAUUCUCACCUUUGGAUAAGGAGCUGGUCAAGUGUACCGAGUUUGUUGGAAUGACGGGUACAGGUGAUGUGGUUUACUUCUCAUCCGGUACUCAACUUCCCUCGGUGUGAGUAUGAGAAAGCUCGGCACUCAACUUCCCUCGGUGUGAGUUUGACGGAUGACAGGUUUUACAUUAGGUUUUUGAACUUCUGAGUGAAUAACCUAACUAUUUGGCAUGUAUCAUUAGUUGUUAUGCCUUGAAGAUUUUUAUUUAUUUUUACUAAGAAAUUGAGUUUCACUA